Molecule: messenger RNA, 6242 nt
Organism: Molossus molossus (Pallas's mastiff bat)
Lineage: Eukaryota; Metazoa; Chordata; Mammalia; Chiroptera; Molossidae
Gene: ARHGAP32
Product: Rho GTPase activating protein 32
Exons: 22
Coding region: 10-6180 (2056 amino acids)
Biological process (GO): small GTPase-mediated signal transduction
Cellular component (GO): fibrillar center; cell cortex; Golgi apparatus
Molecular function (GO): protein binding; GTPase activator activity; phosphatidylinositol phosphate binding
Source: RefSeq, a predicted model, not a curated record
UCUAGGAAGAUGAAGUCCUCGGUACAUUCUGAAGAGGAUGAUUUUGUUCCAGAACUACACAGAAGCGUUCACCCCCGAGAACGGCCUGAUUGGGAGGAAACACUUAGUGCGAUGGCAAGAGGAGCAGACGUUCCUGAGAUUCCUGGAGACCUUAGUCUUAAGACAUGUGGCAGUACAGCUAGUAUGAAGGUUAAACAUGUGAAAAAACCCACCAAUCCAGGACUGAUGGGCUGCGACAACAUGCACAGGUUACCCUUCACUAAAGGUCACUUUCCGAAGAUGGCUGAAUGCGCACAUUUCCAUUAUGAAAACGUUGAGUUUGGCAGCAUACAGCUUUCACUUUCGGAAGAACAGAAUGAUGUAACAAAAAAUGGCUGUGAAUCUAAAGAGCUGGUCUACCUCGUGCACAUUGCUUGUCAGGGCAAAAGUUGGAUUGUUAAAAGAAGUUACGAAGAUUUUCGAGUCCUUGAUAAACAUCUUCACCUGUGUAUUUAUGACCGACGAUUCUCCCAGCUCUCAGAGCUUCCCCGAUCUGAUGCCCUGAAGGACAGUCCAGAGUCCGUCACUCAGAUGCUCAUGGCUUACCUGUCCCGCCUUUCAACUAUUGCUGGCAACAAGAUCAAUUGUGGACCUGCCCUUACUUGGAUGGAGAUUGAUAAUAAGGGAAAUCACCUUCUAGUACAUGAAGAAUCAUCCAUUAACACUCCUGCUGUUGGUGCUGCCCAUGUUAUCAAGAGGUACACUGCUCGGGCCCCUGAUGAAUUGACCUUAGAGGUGGGCGAUAUUGUUUCUGUUAUUGACAUGCCACCCAAAGUGUUAAGCACAUGGUGGAGAGGCAAGCAUGGAUUUCAGGUGGGGCUGUUCCCUGGACACUGUGUUGAGUUAAUUAAUCAGAAAGUUCCCCAGUCAGUGACCAACUCGGUGCCCAAACCAGUGUCUAAAAAGCACGGCAAGCUCAUUACUUUCUUACGCACAUUCAUGAAGUCUCGUCCAACGAAACAGAAGCUGAAGCAGCGGGGGAUCUUGAAGGAGAGGGUGUUUGGUUGUGACCUAGGAGAGCACCUUCUGAAUUCUGGUUUUGAAGUACCCCAGGUUCUUCAAAGCUGUACAGCAUUCAUUGAGAGAUAUGGCAUUGUGGAUGGAAUAUAUCGUCUCUCUGGCGUUGCCUCCAAUAUCCAGAGACUACGCCAUGAAUUUGAUUCUGAACAUGUCCCCGACUUGACAAAAGAACCGUAUGUUCAAGACAUCCAUUCUGUAGGUUCUCUCUGUAAGCUGUAUUUUCGAGAGCUCCCAAACCCUCUGCUCACCUACCAGCUGUAUGAGAAAUUUUCAGAUGCUGUUUCAGCAGCAACAGAUGAAGAAAGGCUGAUAAAGAUUCAUGAUGUCAUCCAGCAGCUGCCCCCUCCACACUACAGAACACUGGAGUUUCUAAUGAGACACUUGUCACUUCUAGCUGACUAUUGUUCCAUCACAAAUAUGCAUGCAAAAAACCUAGCAAUUGUUUGGGCUCCAAACCUGCUCAGAUCAAAACAGAUAGAAUCUGCCUGCUUCAGUGGAACAGCGGCUUUCAUGGAAGUGAGGAUUCAGUCUGUGGUCGUCGAGUUCAUCCUCAAUCAUGUGGAUGUCCUCUUCAGUGGGAAAAUCAGCGCAGUCAUUCAGGAAGGGGCAGCUUCUCUAUCAAGACCCAAAUCCCUGCUGGUUUCCUCUCCAUCUACCAAGCUGCUGACAUUGGAGGAAGCCCAGGCAAGAACACAAGCUCAGGUUAAUUCUCCAAUUUUGACUGAAAAUAAAUAUAUUGAAGUAGGAGAAGGACCUGCUGCACUUCAGGGAAAAUUUCAUACCAUCAUUGACUUCCCACCUGAAAGGAGGAGGCCUCAAAAUAAAAUGAAAAAGUCUCCUGUGGGCAGCUGGCGUUCCUUUUUCAACUUGGGGAAAUCGUCAUCCGUUUCCAAGCGGAAGCUGCAGCGUAAUGAGAGUGAGCCUUCGGAGAUGAAAGCCAUGGCUCUGAAAGGUGGCAGGGCAGAAGGGACCCUCCGUUCGGCGAAGAGUGAAGAGUCUCUUACUUCUCUCCAUGCAGCUGAUGGCGAUGCCAAGCUGUUCCGACCCAGGAGACCCAGAUCCAGCAGUGAUGCCCUGAGUGCCUCUUUCAAUGGAGAAAUGCUGGGGAACCGCUGCAAUUCCUAUGAUAACCUGCCCCACGACAACGAAAGUGAGGAGGAAGUGGGGCUGCUCCAUAUUCCAGCUCUGGUGUCUCCACAUUCAGCUGAGGACGUCGAUUUGAGCCCCCCGGACAUCGGCGUAGCCAGCCUGGAUUUUGAUCCCAUGUCGUUUCAGUGCAGUCCUCCUAAGGCCGAAUCAGAAUGUCUGGAGAGCGGUGCUUCCUUCUUAGACUCCAUAGGCUACUCCAAGGAUAAACCAAGUACAAAUAAAAAGGACACGGAAGCAGGUGGUAGCCAGUCUCAGACUCCAGGAAGCACUGCAAGUUCCGAACCUGUGUCUCCUCUGCAGGAGAAACUGAGUCCAUUCUUUACCCUGGACCUGAGCCCAAGUGAAGAGAAAUCAUCUAAACCAUCCUCAUUCACUGAAAAGGUUGUCUAUGCUUUCUCUCCAAAUAUUGGACGGAAAUUAAGCAAAUCACCUUCUAUGAACAUAUCUGAGCCGAUUUCAGUGACUCUUCCCCCUCGGGUGUCAGAAGUCAUUGGUACAGCCUCCACCACAGCAGCCCAGACUGGACCUCCUGCAACCUGGAACACAAGUGUUGACGAAAGUGCUGACAUAAGUAGAUCCCCUACCCAGGUAGGAAAGGUGGAGACAAACGAGAGAGAGGCCCAAGAAGGAUGUGAGUCUGAAGUGCAGCCCCUGGGCCAGGCGGCCGCUGCAGAAGUAGACUCGCCAGGAAAGGAGGAGCAGUCGGUCUCCAGCAGUCAGAGUCAGGCUGUACCUUCUGGACAGACUCAGACAGGAGCAGUUACCCAUGACCCCCCUCAGGAUUCCAUUCCUGUCAGUUCAGUCUCUCUUAUCCCACCACCACCGCCUCCGAAAAAUGUUGCCCGCCUCUUGGCGCUAGCGUUAGCUGAGUCUGCACAGCAAGCCUCAACUCAGUCGCUGAAGAGACCGGGGACUGCCCAGUCUGCUUACACAAACUAUGGAGACGGAGCAGUGGCUGCAGCGGAAGAGAAGCUGCCUAGUUCCUACUCUCAUGUUACUCUAGAUAAAGGCUGUUUCCCAAUGGACAGGCCUGCAGAGCAGUUUCUCCUCCAGAACAGUGCACCUGGGAACUCUAACCAGGUUGUGCCUGACACAGCAGCUGUCGGGGAUUGUACCCAUUCCAAUGCCACAGAAUCUGGGCAGCAGCUCCACCAGGUGGGCUUCCAGCCCCAUCGAACCUAUGCAUCUGGGGACCCAGAAAAGGCCAGAGUCACGUCCAUUCCCGUAACAGACUCUAAAUCCGACGAUCACCUAAGUUUCCCUGAAGACCAGUCUGGGAGGACCAUUGUGCCCACGGUCUCCUUCGCAGACCAGGACCCGUCUCAACUUCAUUUCUACAGUAGCGACCAGCCGCCUUCUUAUCUUGGUGCAAGUGCAGAUAAGCCCCAUAACCCCUCACAACUUGCAGACGAAUCUCCCACACCUUCUAAUGUGUCUAGGGACAAAAUCUACUCUCCUUCUGGGUCCCCCGAAGAGAAGACCAACACAGCCACGCUGGCCUACAUGACAGUGACUCCACCAGCGGAAAUAAGCACCGGGGAAGCCAGCUGGGAUGUGAUCGAACCACCCAGCGCAGCUGAUUUUGCUGCCGCCACCCUUCAGCGUCCUCACAGAACCAGCCGUCCCCUUCCCCUGCCUCCGUCUCAAAGACCAGCAGAGCAGUUCCCAGUUGUGGGGCAAGUACAAGCGGCCGCCAAUAUAGGAUUAAAUAAUUCCCACAAGGUUCAAGGAGCAGUUCCAGUUCCAGAGAGGCCACCUGAACCCAGAGCUGUGGAUGACCCUGCUCCUGCCCAUGUUAGUGACGGCGGUGCAGUUGCUCAGUGUCUCGUCUCUACCUCCGCUCUCCAGCCAGGGCUUCCUGAAAGGGUGCGGGAAGGUCCCAGGGCCCCACCGCUGCACCUGCGCGCUGAGUCUCUCCCUGUACACCCCUGUGGCUUCACUGCGCCGGUUCCCCCAACCAGGACGAUGGAGAGUAAAGUUGCUGCUGCCAUUCACUCCAGCAGUGCAGAUGUGGCCAGCAGCUCCAGUUACCAUCCCUUUGCCACUGCUUCCUCAGCCUCUGUGGAUGACAUCCUGCCUUUACCACUUCCUGUCCCACCGCCGAAGCAUGCGUCUCAGAAAACAACUUACUCCACCUUUGCUAGGCCUGAUGUCACUACUGAGCCCUUUGGUCCAGAAAACUGUUUGCAUUUCAAUAUGACUCCAAACUGCCAGUACCGUCCCCAGAGUGUUCCUCCACAUCACAACAUACUGGAGCAACACCAAGUGUAUGGCUCCAGGUCUGAGCCACCAGCCUCCAUGGGUCCUCGUUAUAACACAUACGUGGCCCCAGGAAGAAACGCAUCUGGACACCACUCCAAGCCAUGUAGCCGGGUUGAGUAUGUAUCUUCUUUGAGCUCGUCCAUUCGGAGUGGUUGUUACCCUGAAGAUAUCCCACCAUACCCUACCAUUCGGAGAGUGCAGUCUCUCCACACCCCUCCAUCGGCCAUGAUUCGCUCUGUUCCCAUUUCACGGACAGAAGUUCCCCCAGAUGAUGAACCAGCCUACUGCUCAAGGCCCCUGUAUCAGUAUAAGCCAUAUCAGCCCUCCCAGGCCCGCUCGGAUUAUCACGUAACUCAGCUGCAGCCUUACUUUGAGAAUGGUCGGGUCCACUACCGGUACAGCCCAUACUCCAGUUCGGGGUCCUAUUACAGCCCCGAUGGAGCCCUGUGUGACGUGGAUGCCUAUAGCACCGUCCAGCUGAGGCCCUUUCACCGCCUGCCCCACCGCGAUUUUGCUUUCCAUAACCCUCGGCUGCAAGGAAAGAACCUGUACAGUUACGCUGGCUUGCCUCCACGUCCCCGGGCCACUGUGACUGGCUAUUUCUCUGGUAAUGACCAUAAUGUAGUCAACAUGCCUCCAACCGCUGAUGUAAAGCACACUUACACCUCAUGGGAUUUUGAGGACAUGGAAAAAUACCGCAUGCAAUCCAUCCGGAGAGAGAGCCGGGCUCGGCAGAAGGUGAAGGGGCCUGUGAUGUCCCAGUAUGAUAACAUGGCCCCAGUGGUGCAGGAUGACCUGGGUGGGAUCUACGUUAUCCACCUGCGCAGUAAAUCAGAUCCUGGGAAAACUGGACUUCUCUCAGUGGCAGAGGGAAAGGAUGGGCGGCACCCAGGGAAGGCCAUCAGUCCCGAGGGAGGUGACCGCUUCUAUAGGAAGCACCCAGAGGCAGAGUUUGAUAGGGCCCAUCACCACGGAGGACAUGGCAAUGGGCAGCCAGAGAAACCGUCUCUCCCACAGAAGCAGAGCAGUCUCAGGAACAGGAAGCUUCAUGACAUGGGUUGUAGUCUCCCUGAGCAUAGGGCACAUCAGGAAGCAAGCCAUAGGCAGCUGUGCGAAUCGAAAAACGGACCACCUUACUCCCAGGGAGCUGGCCAGUUAGAUUAUGGGUCCAGAGGGAGUCCAGACGCUUCUGAGCCCAUCAGCUACCCUAACUCUGGAGGGAAGUACAUGGCAGCAGGGCAGGAGGCUUUGAGACUGAACCACAAAGAGGUAAGGCUCUCCAAGGAGCUGGAGAGGCCUCGAGCGAGACAGCCUCCUGCCCCAGACAAGCACUCCAGAGACUGCUACAAGGAGGAGGAGCAGCUCAGUCAGCCCACAGUCCCACCCCCGAAACCGGAGCGGAGUCAUAGCCUGAAGCUCCAUCACACCCAGAGCGUGGAGAGGGACCCUGGUGCGCUGCUCCAGUACCAACCCCAUGGCAGGCGCCAGGGUGGCGUGGCCGCUGUGUCCCAGUACGACAACCUGCAGGGCUACCACUCUCCGCCCCAGCAUCAGCGAGGAGGCUGCGGAGGCGGAGCAGUGGGGGCAUUCGUGCCCUCUGGCUUUGCCCACCCACAGAACAGGACAUAUGCUACAGCUUUGGGUCAGGGGGCCUUCCUGCCCACAGAGCUGUCCUUGCAGCAUCCCGAAACACAGGUCCAUGCAGAAUGAGCCCCGAGAGCAAUAGAGAUGAAGCAGCCUCUGCUGGACAGUGGACUGUUCUAUUUUUUUCA